Messenger RNA from Astrephomene gubernaculifera, 1461 nucleotides. The record is from the annotation of a GenBank genome assembly. NCBI's taxonomy places the organism in Eukaryota, Viridiplantae, Chlorophyta, Chlorophyceae, Chlamydomonadales, Astrephomenaceae.
GGACAAGGCCCGUCGCAGGGUGCCGGGCCCGGAGGGUAUAGCAGCGGUGGCGGUGCUGGUGGUGGGGCAGGUGGGGGUGGCUCUGGUAACUGGAUGCGGCCGAUGCGGGAUGAACCGCCGCCGCCGCCGCAGCAGCAGCAGCAGCCAGCGCAUCUUCCGCAGCACCAUCAACCGCCACCGCCGCCGGCAGGGCAGCCGUACUACCGGAACCAGGGGGCGCAGCAGCAUCCGGCGCCGUACGGCGCUCCGCCGCCGCAGCAUCAUCACGAUCAGGUGUCGUACGGCGCGCCUCCGCCAGCGUACGGCGCUCCCCAGCCGUACGGCGCACCUCCGCCGAGCGCGGGUUACCGCCAACCGCCACCAACCGGCUACGGUCCACCUCCACCUCACCAUCCUCAACACCAGCAACCACCGCCUCAACCGAAUCCCUACGGAUCGACGGGUUACGGACAACUGCCUCCCCACCCCUCAACCUACGGCCUUCCACCUCCGCACCAACAGCAGCAGCAGCAGCAACACUACCCGCCAAGCGGCCCCCCUCCACCCCACCACUACCAGCACAGCCAGCAAGCGCCGCCGCCGCCGCAGUCGCACUACCAGCCGUACGACACACCCUCGCAGCCGUACAGCGGCGGUACGGGGUACGGCGCUCCGCUAUCCGUACCAGCUGCAACAGCGGGUGGGCCGCCGCUAGCAGGCGGACCGGCUGGCUACUACCAGCAACAAGGAGGGCCGCAGCAGCAACAGCAACAAUACCCGCCGCAGCAGCAGCAGCAGCAGCAUUAUGGUGGGCCCCCGCCACCAUCGGCAUACGGGAAUGGGGGACAGCAGCAGCAGCAGCCGAAUGGGCAGCAGCAGUGGUGGCGGUAAUUUGUGGAGGACAGUUGGAUGCUGACGGUUUACGACUUCAUGACGUGUUGUUUCGUGUGGGUAGCUUGCCUGGGUGUCGUGCCCCGUUGAUGGGAACCAUGUGAUGGGAAGCAUGUGAGGGGGGUGCCAUGACUGCCUGCCGUCCUUGAAGGAACCGCGGUUUGCAAAACAGCUGGUGUAUUGAGCGCUGCGAAUUGAUGACUGUUGCUGCACAAUAAGCAGCUUGCUUGUCGUGGUUCAGGGACAGAUACGGUAUUAUGAGUUACGGCUCUUUUAAGUUACUGAACGAAGUCUGUGUUUGAUGAGCCUGUAAGGAGGUCAAAGGGCUGUGAGCCCAGCUUCCCUCUAAUAUACUGCCCUCAUUGCUUGGUCUACAGAAUGCCACCGACUGCAUCAAAUGGCAAGCCAAGACCGCUGGUCUGGGCUGCAAAAUGCAAAUACACCGGCUGCGAUAGCUGUGCCCGGUUACAGUCAACAAGACAUCCGGGAGACCAAAGUCCCCGUAUCGUCACUUAUGCUACCCUGCUACGGUACCCCUACCUCGUCGAUUAGCCGCCCUCACCGUCUAAGAUUUACUACUCCUAUCCUGAU